CCAUUUGGACAUCUCAGUGGGAUCUUCAAAAUUUUAAGAGAAUAACAUUUUCUUUUUUAUUUUUAUGUUUAUUUAUUUAUUUUGAGAGAGAACACACACCUGCAUGAGCAGAGAAAGGGCAGAAAGAGAGAGAGAAUGAACCCAAGCAGGCUCUACACUGUCAGCAUGGAGCCUGACCCAAGGUUCAACUCCACAGACUGUGAGAUCAUGACCUGAGCCAAUACCAAGAGUCAGACUCUCAACUGAGAACCACCCAGGUGCCUCCAGAGUAUAACAUUUUCAAAACUUUUCAAAAAUAUAACUUUUCAGGGCAUCUAGGUGACUCAGUCGGUUAAGUAUCUGACUUGGUAUUGGCUCAGGUCAUGAUCUCACAGUUGUCAGAUUGAGUUCCACAUUGGGCUCCAGGCUGAGUGUGGAACCUGCUUGGGAUUCUCUCUCUCCCUCUGCCUCUGCCCUUACCCUGCUUGCACGUGCGUGUAUGCGCUCUCUCCCUCUCCCCGUCUCUCUCUCAAAUAAAUAAACUGAAAAAAAAAGUUAUAACUUUUCAGAAGUUUAAUAUGACUCUUUCAUAAAUAUAUGAUAAACACAUUUGAAGGAUUUAUUUAGUUCAUUAUUUGGGAGAAAUGGAGUUCAUAUUGUCAUGGAAAGAAAGAAUGCAGGAAUAACAUCACUAACUGGGAUAUAAAAACUAGUUAUUGUCCUACAGGAUAAUAAAUCUGUAACCUUCAGGCUGUCUUUUAACCAAACACAUCAUUUGCAAUCUGUUGUUCCUAGCAAUUUUUUGUUUUUUGUUCAGUUACUUUCUAAAUUUUUAAAACACGCUGUAUUGCUAUUGUGAGCGUGUACAAUUUUCUAAUUAGUAUUGUUGGUGCAGAGAAAUACUAUUAGUUUUUCUUUAACAUGUGAAAAUGAAUUUAAUUUUAUUAGUUAUCAGGGAAAUGCAAAUUAAAACUGCAGUAGGAUACCAUUAUGACACCUGCAACAUGGACAAACAUUUAAGUCUGAAGAUGAAUAGAUGAGAAUGUGGAGCAGUAUGCAGCCUCAAGCUGCUUGUAGGAUAUAAAUUUUUCAACUGCUUUCCCCACCCCUUUCUUCUUAAAUUUUAUUGUGAUAAGAUCACUUAACAUGAGAUCUACCCUCUUAACAGAUCUUUAAGUGUAUAGUAUAGUAUUGUUAACUAUAGGCACAGCAUUAUAUAGUAGAUCUCUAGAACUUAUUUGCCUUGCAUCGUUAAAACUUUAUACUUGUUGAUUAACAACUGCUCAUUUCCCUCUCAGCCCAGCCCCUGGCAACCACCAUUCUACUCUUUGCUUCUAUGAGUUUUGCUCUUUUUAGAUACCUCAUAUAAGUCAAAUAAUGCAGUAUUUGUCCUGUGACUGCCUUAUUUCAUGUAGCAUAGUGUCUUCAAGGUUCAUCCAUGUUGUCACAUAUGGCAAGAUUUCCUUCUUUUUAAGGCUGAAUAAUAUUCCAUUGUACAUAUAUGCCACAUUUUCUUUAUCCACUCAUCUAUCUAUGGAUUUAGGUUGUUUUCAUCUUGACUAUUAUGAGUAGUGCUGCAAUGAACACAUGAGUGCUAAUAUCUCUUCAAGAUCUUGAUUUCAAUUCUUUUGGAUAAAUACCCAGAAGUGGGAUUGAUGGAUCAUAUGAUAGUUUUAUUUUUAAUUUUUUGAAGAACCUCCAUACUGUUUUCCAUAGUGGCUACACUAUUUUGCAUUCCCACCAGUAGUGUACAAGAGUUCCAAUUUCUUAGCAUCUUCACCAACAGUUACUUGCCCCCCCCUUUUUUUUAAUGACAGCUGUCCUAACCGUAAUAGGUAAUGUUUCAUCAUGGUUUUGAUUUAUGUUUCUGUAAUGAUUAGCGAUAUUGAGCAUCUUUCAUUCACUUCUUGGCUAUUUGUAUGGUUUCUUUGGAGAAACUUCUAUUCACGUUCUUAUUUAUUUACUUACUUAAUUUUUAAAGUUUAUUUAUCUUGAGAGAGAGAAAGUGAGCAAGUCAGGGGUGGGCAGAGAGGGAGAUAGGGAAUCCCAGGCAGGCUCUGCACUGUCAGAGCAUAGCCAAAUGCGUGGCUCGAACUCAUGAACCAUGAGAUCAUGACCUGAGCUGAAAUUGGAUGCUUAGCCAGCUGAGCCACCCAGGCACCCUACUAAUUUUUUAAAUUAGGUUAUUAGGUUUUAUUCCUACCUUUUUAGACAUUAACCCCUUAUCAUAUAUAUGGUUGGCAAAUGUUUUCUCCCAUUCCAUAGAUUGUCUUUUCAUUCUGUUGAUUCUUUGCUAUGUGUAAGAUUUUAAAUUUGAUGUAGUCCUAGUCCUGUAUGUCUAUUUUUGCUUUUGUUACCUGUGCUUUUGAUGCCAUAUUCGGAAAUCAUCACUAAGACCGGUGUCAUGAAACUUUUCCCCUAUGUGUUCUUGUAGAAGUUUUACAAUGUCAGGUCUUAUAUUUAAGUCUUUAAUACAUUUUGAGUUGAUUUUUCUGUAUGAUAUAAGGUAAGAGUCCAGUUUCUUUUUUUUGCAUGUGGAUGUUCCAUUUUCCCAUCAUCAUUCUUUUUAAGCUUAUUUUGAGAGAGACAGAGUAUAAGUGGGAGAGAGGCAGAGAGAGAGGGAGACAGAGAAUCCCAAGCAGGCUCCACACUGUCAGCACAGAGCUGGACAUGGGGCUCAAACUCAUGAAACCUUGAGAUCAUGACCUGAGCCAAAACCAAGAGUCAUAUGCUUAACUGACUGAGCCAGCAGGUGCUUCUCCCAUCAUCAUUUGUUAAGACUUACCCUUCUCUGUUAUGUAGUCUUGCACAUUUGUUAUAUAUUAAUUGUGUAUACGUGAAUUUAUUCUGUUCUGUUGGCUAUAUGAAUGUCUUUGUGCCGGUACCGUACUGUUUUAACUGCUGCAGCUCUAUAAUCUAUUUUGGAAUCAGGAAAUGUGUUGCCUCCAGCUUUGUUGUACUGUCUAAAGAUUAUUUUGGCUCAUUGAAUGGUUUGUUCUAUUACUAUAGAAAAUGCCAUUGGGAUUUUUACAGGGAUUUCAUUGAAUCUGUAGAUAAUUUGGGGAGUAUGGACAUUUUUACAGUAUUUUCCCAAUCCAUGAACACAGAAUAUCUUAACAUUGAUCUUGUGUAUCUUUAAUUUCUUCCAUCAGUGUUUCACAGUUUUCAGUGUACAAGUCUCUCACCUCCUUAGUUAAGUGUGUUCCUAAGUAUAUUAGUCCUUUUAAUCUAUUAUAAAUAGUAUUGUUUUUCUAAUUUCCUUUUCAGAAUAUUGUUAAAGAAACACAGCUCAUUUUUCCUGCAACUCAUUUCCUGCAACUGCAAACUGAAAACCUAAUUUGUUUAUUAAUUCUAACAGUUUUUAUGUGGAGUCUUCAUAGAGUUUUCUAUAUGCCGGAUAUAGAAGUGGCAAGAGCGGGCAUCUUUGCCUUCAUGAUCUUAGAGGAAAAGCAUUCAGUUUUUCAUCACUGAAUAUAAUAUUAGAUCUGGAAUCCAUGUGUGAGACCAAGAUAUUAUCUCUAAAGAAGAGACAUUUUAGUCAAGUAAUAUUUACCCAUGAAGACAUGCCCACUUUUAUUCAGCCCACAUUCCUCACUCCACAUCAAAAAACUGUUAAUGAAGAGAAACCCUGUGAAUGUAAGAUAUGUGGAAAGGCCUUUAAUCAGAACUCACAAUUUAUUCAACAUCAGAGAACUCAUUCUGCUGAAAAAAACUACAAAUGUAAAGAGUGUGGGAAAUCCUUUAGUCGUGGCUCGCUUGUUACUCGACAUCAGAGGAUUCAUACUGGUGAAAAACCCUAUGAAUGUAAGGAAUGUGGCAAGGCUUUUAGUUGUAGUUCAUAUUUUUCUCAACAUCAGAGGAUUCACACUGGUGAGAAACCCUAUGAAUGUAAGGAAUGUGGAAAAGCCUUUAAUUAUUGCUCAAACCUCAACGAUCAUCAGAGAAUUCACACUGGUGAGAAACCCUAUGAAUGUAAAGUAUGUGGAAAAGCCUUUACUAAGAGUUCACAGCUCUUUCCACAUCUGAGAAUUCAUACUGGUGAGAAACCUUAUGAAUGUAAAGAAUGUGGGAAAGCCUUUACUCAACACUCAAGGCUUAUUCAACAUCAGAGAAUACAUACUGGUGAGAAACCUUAUGAAUGUAAGGAAUGUGGGAAGGCCUUUAGUAGUGCCUCAACACUUACUAACCAUCACAGAAUUCAUGCAGGCAAGAAACUCUAUGAAUGUAAGGAAUGUGGAAAGGCCUUUAUUCAGAGCUCAGAACUUAUUCAACAUCAGAGAAUCCAUACAGAUGAAAAACCUUAUGAAUGUAAUGAAUGUGGGAAGGCCUUUAAUAAAGGUUCAAACCUUACUAGACAUCAAAGAAUUCACACUGGUGAGAAACCCUUUGACUGUAAGGAAUGCGGAAAGGCCUUUGGUAGUCGUUCUGACCUUAUUCGCCAUGAAGGAAUUCAUACUGGGUGAAAGAUAAGCUCUGUUCAUAAUCUUUAUAAUAAGAUCUUAAAAAUAGGUAAUGGAAAAAAAAAUAAAGCAGUGUAAUAGUUUUUUGAGCUACUAUAACAAUAUCAAGUACCUCAAAAUUGGGUGACUUAAAACAACAUAAAUGUAUUCUCUCACAGUUUUGGAGCUUUGAAAUCCAAAAUUAAAGUUGUUGGUAAGGUUGGUUCCUUCUGAGGACUUUGAAGAAGAAUCUGUUCCAUGUCCCUCUCCUGCCUUCUGAUAACAACAAUCUUUGACAUUCCUUGUCGUGUAAUGCAUCACUCCAGUCUCUGCCUCCAUCUUCACAUUGCAUUCUCCCUAUGUAUAUCGGUCUCUGUCUUGUUUAAGAGGAGACUCAUACAGGACAUGAGUCCUAUUGGAUUAGGGCACACCCCGAUGACCUUAUCUUAACUGAUUACAUCUGCAAAGACCUUAUUUCCAUGUAGGAUCACAUUCACAAGUGCCAGGGGUUAGGGCUUCAACAUAGUUUAACCCAUAACACUGUUAACAUUGUUUUUCUAACAUAUUUGUAAUUUUCUUUUAUACAUAACUUGUUAAAUGUAUUCUAAAAUGUAAAUUCAAGGUUUAAAUUAUACCUGCCUUCCCUCCAAAAAAGAUUCUGUCCCAAAGUACUUCUUAAAUAAUUCUUUCCUCCCCAUUGUUUUAUUUUGUUUCUUGGUUAUACAUUUGUGUUUAUAUUGGCUUCAUUUUAGAGCCAUCUUUUCUAUUGCUCUGACCUAUAGAUCUGGUACUACCAGUACUACACUGUAAGUCCUGUUAAUAGGCUAUCUUUUAAUUCCUGGCAAAAUUAUAACUUUGUUUUUGAAGGCAGCUCUGUUCUUUUUCCCUUUGGUAACACUCAUAUUUUCAUGUUGUAAAAAACACACAAAGGAAAUAAAUAGAUUAUCUGUAAGCCUUCCAAACAGAAAUUACUACUUUCAUAUUAUUACAACAUAUCCUUCCAGGCUUUCUUAGUGUAAUCUGAUGUGCAUGCCGUACCAUAACCUGCUUCUAUCAUGCUACUGUUUCAGUAAGUAUAAAUAUUUAUUUAUCAUUAUUUUUAAUGGUAUCAUAAUAUUUUCUAUGGUAGAUUAUCAUUUUGCUAAAUACUACUGACAUACUUAAUGGUGCUCACUGAAAUUUUACAGUUAUAAAAAUUGCCUUUUAAAUACAAAUUUAGUGCUAUCUUAUUUUGUUUUGUUUUCUUUAAAAACAUUAUGUUUCAGUAUCAAAAUAACUGAUCAGUAUUUCUCCUUGUAAACCAUAUCCCUCAUUGUAACCACUGAUACCAAUUUGUCUUUUAAUCUUCCAGACCUUUUUUUAAAAACUAUAUUUGUUUAUAAAUAUGUGCACACACAACCAAAUACCUAAAUAUUUCAAUACUUGUAGAAAAGUUAGUGCUGCUUUGUAAUUUUAUAUGUGUGUGAAUAUACAUACACAUAUACACACACACUAAUGUGUGUGUUGGAUUGCUGCAAGGAUUAAAUGAGUUAAGAGAUGUAAAAUGGGUGGGAUUGUUACUAACAUAUAGUAACUAUCUAGCAAAUGCUAUUUUAAUACUAGUAUCGAUAUCUUCACCAUUAUUAUUAUCAUUUGUAGAAAGGAUGUUAACCAUGUAAUACACCUUAAUUGACAUCAAAGAAUUCAUAAUGAGAAAGACCAGUGGGUGUAAUGUUUGGUGAAAAGCUUCACACCAACAUUUAUUCUUUAUUCAGCAUGAAGUUUAAAAAGGAAAAGGGGUGCCUGGGUGGCUCAGUCAGUUGGGCGUCUGACUCUUCAUUUCAUCUCCGGUCAUGAUCCCAGGGUUUUGGGGUCAGGCCCCACAUCAAGUCUGAGCUGAGUAUGGAGCCUGCUUAGGAUUCUUUCUCUCUGUCUCUGCCCCCCUCCCCUGCUUGUGUGCUCUCUCUCUCUCUCUCUCUCUCUCUCUCUCUCUCUCAAACAACAACAACAACAACAAAAAAUAGUGGGGGUGCCUGGGUGGCUCAGUCAGUUAAGCAUCUGACUCUUGGUUUAAGCUCAGAUCAUGAUCUCACACAGUUCAUGGGAUCUAUUCUGCAUCUGUGCACUUUCAGCACAGGGCCUGCUUGGGAUUCUCUUCCUCUCUGCCCCUCCCCUGCAGACUCUCUCUCAAAACAAACAAACAAACAAACAACUAUUAAAAAAGGGAAAAAAAAUGUAUAAAAGUCAAGAAAGAAAAAGAAUGAUUAAGACUACAUUCACACCUGUAUUUCAUGCUGCACGAUAAUUUUAUGCCCAUCAAAAACUAUUUACAUAUUGAGAAUAACAAUUCAUUUAUCAAAAAAGCAGAGAAAACAUGAAAUAUUUACUCAAUCACUUUCCCUCCAAAGUAGAACAUAUGUAGGUCACAUUCUUUUUCAAAAUGGGAAAAAUGAAAAUAUGAUAGCCAACCAUAUCUGAAUAUUGAUAAUACCCUUCCAAGUAACAUGAAUCAGAAGUAAAUCAAUCCCUGAAUAUAUUUAAAUGAAUGAGAAUGAACACAUUACAUAGAAAAACCUGAAAGCAGCUAAAUCUAUAUUCAAAUAAUAUAUAGCCCAUAGGCAUGCUGAUUUUUUUUUCAAGUUUUUAUUUAAAUUCCAGUUAACAUACAGUGUAAUAUUAGUUUCAGGUGUAAAAUUUAGUAAUUCAUUACUCAUAACACCCAGUACUCAUCACAAGUGCCCUCCUUAGUACCUAUCACCCAUUUAUUUAAUCCAUCUCUCUGCCCACCUUCCCUCCAGUACCCUUAGUUUGGUCUCUAUAGUUAAGAGUCUGUUUUCUGGUUUUAGGCAUGCUGAUGUUUAAAUAGCAAGAGAUUAUUAAUAAAUGAACUAAAUGUACAAGACUAAAAGCAAGAAUAACAGCAAGCUACAUUCAAAUAUAGAAAAGAUACUAGUAAAAAUAAAAAUAAUUCAAGGAAAAUAAAAUUCUUU
Panthera uncia (snow leopard) is the source of this 7387-nucleotide messenger RNA. RefSeq names its product zinc finger protein 829 (gene ZNF829). Bases 3474 to 4442 code for a protein of 322 amino acids. Gene Ontology annotation, biological process: regulation of transcription by RNA polymerase II. The transcript is spliced from 2 exons. Gene Ontology annotation, molecular function: RNA polymerase II cis-regulatory region sequence-specific DNA binding; DNA-binding transcription factor activity, RNA polymerase II-specific. NCBI's taxonomy places the organism in Eukaryota, Metazoa, Chordata, Mammalia, Carnivora, Felidae. The record is from RefSeq and is a predicted model, not a curated record.